Trichomonas vaginalis G3 is the source of this 1308-nucleotide messenger RNA. RefSeq lists its product as uncharacterized. The record is from RefSeq and is a predicted model, not a curated record. Bases 1 to 1308 code for a protein of 435 amino acids. NCBI's taxonomy places the organism in Eukaryota, Parabasalia, Trichomonadida, Trichomonadidae. The transcript has a single exon.
AUGUCUUCUGCAACUACAGGAUCAGCGACAGAGACAAUAGUUCAUAUAGGAAACAUAACCUCAACUGAUUCUACGUCUACGUACAACACUUUCUUUUCUAAGAAAUCCCCAAAACCAAGUAAUUCGAGUAAAAGUCGGAAAUCUAAAAACCGAAUACGUAAACUCGAGCUUGAUAUAUAUGAACUUCGUCAGAAGGCAAAGCAGAUGCAGAAAAAUCUGAAAAAUAUUAAAAACACUCAAUUAACGAAUCAAGAAUUAUUAUUAAUCAAAGAACAGAUAAAAGAUUCAAUAUCCCAAACUGCACAUUCAUCCAUACAAUAUCUUAUGAGUGAUUUAAUUGAAUGUUGUCAGUCAAAUGCUCAACUUAAGACUCAAAUUGACACUUUAUCAUUUGAAAUUGAAAAUGAAAAGCAAAAACGAGAGUACAUGACCGAAUUAUUAAACUACAAAGAAACUGAUUUAUAUUCUGACAUUGAUAUUAAUUUUCACGUUCAUAAGCCGAGUAUUUCCCAAAUCGAUAAUCAAAAAUUGAAAUUCGAAUCAAAAGAACUUAUGAAUUCAUUAUCACAGUUAAAUUCGACAAUUUUAUCCGAAAUGCGGCCAAAUUUUAACACAUCUUCCACAUUAGAAGCAGCGAACGAAAUUAAUAAAAGCUUACAAUCAAAAAUGAAACUGGGACGGAUUAUAUGUUCCUAUCCAGAAUACGAUAUCAAAAAACUCAACCAAAACAUUACUACAUUUAAAGAAUCUAACGCUAUCAUUGAGCGAGACGUGAACGAAUACAAGGCUCAAAUAACAAAAAUCUUGCAAAAUAAUGAAAAACAAUCAGCAGAAUUGCAAUCUCGCAAUCAAGACUUCGAAAAGGCAAGUUCAAAGGAAUUGAACUACCUUGAUAACAGCAUACAAAGCCUCACGUUUAGAAUUAAUCAAUCUGUUGAGCUUUUUGAUCAAAUAAUUUCAGAAAUACAGCAAAUAUCAAAUAAAUCCUAUGAAAUUGAAGAACCACUAAGCGAAACCGCUUACGAAGAUCAAAAUACAUACUAUUAUGAACAAGAAUAUGAAGCAUCAAUUGCUUCCUUGGUUCAGCAAAAACUUACAUUGCUGGACGAAUUGAAUAAUAUGCAAAAGCAGUACUCUGAACUUAGAGAGUCGGCAACGGCAAAGGAAGAGAGUUUGAGACAAUCAAUUCGAAAAAUGAUGCAUCAAGUUAAAAUUAACAAUCAACUCUUGCAUAAUGGAUUCCCAAUACCCAUGGAAUCUGAUUCAUCAGGUUUAAUGUCUCUAGACAUGAUGUCUUUUACCAAAUAG